This is a messenger RNA of Varroa destructor (honeybee mite), 1592 nucleotides long. RefSeq names its product peroxisomal biogenesis factor 16 (gene Pex16). Gene Ontology annotation, cellular component: peroxisomal membrane. Gene Ontology annotation, biological process: peroxisome organization. The record is from RefSeq and is a predicted model, not a curated record. Lineage: Eukaryota; Metazoa; Arthropoda; Arachnida; Mesostigmata; Varroidae.
AGGGAUAACAGUUUGACUCGAUGAGAGCUACAUCGAAUGUAUAAAAUCUUUAUACUGCUGUUCCGAUUUUAGCGGGCCUUUGCAGGAACUCGUGGACCUGUUUACCAUGUUGCUGUAAAUACCACCUGAGUUUCCUUUAGCUGGCGGCGAGAUUUUCUGUGAUAGCAAAUUUGACAUGUAAGUUUGCUGGCUCAAAAAAAGGAUAUCCGAGCCUUAGCCUGCAUGGGCAAAUCUAGACUGAAUUAUCAUUGCACUUGACCGUAUUGACUUGGUGUUCGUAGUAUGCAUUAACUGAAGACCGUUGCCAGACGUACGCUCCAGGGGCGCAAUAGUGUUGAGGAAACUAACCCGAUCUUCCUGCGUGUAAUCACAAGUGCCACGUAAAGUACUUAGCUCAUUACGAAGUCUUCUGCCCGUCCGAGUUUUGCAGUCAGACAAUAGUUUCAGCAUCAUGAAAAUAUCAAGACCACAGUGUGUGGCCAAUUCGUAUGUGGAAUAUGUUUGUGCCAAUCCAAACUUCAUGCAGGAAAUUGAGUCCGCUCUUAAAUGGGCUUCUUUUCUUAUUACAAACCGCUUUCAAUAUUCAAAUGUCGUAGCAGAGUUUCUUUCAACUGGCUCCAAUCUCCUGAUGCUGGCAAAUGACAUUAUUCUAAGACGUGCUUAUGCAUUACCUGUGAGCUCAUCACAAAUCGUGACUACGAUUCGGGCAAUGCUACAGGUGUUCGAAUACUCAGAGGUAUUCUUCGAAACUUCGGCACGUACCCUGAGCGGCGAACCUACUAAAUGGAUAAUAAUAGGGUUGAUUCAGCUUAUUAAGACUGUUCUUAAGUUGGUUCUACUUUUCGGUUUUAAACAAGGUAUGAAUCGGUCGCAAGCGGUACCGCCUUUAAACCGGAAAGCUGAUUUGCAAUACGCAGACAAACUGCGUCAGCAACGACUUGAAAGGCGCGCUCAGUCCAGUUUCAUUCUUAAGUCAGGCCGUGAAGUUCGCAGCUUGGAGAACACGCCACCUAUCAACCAACGACGAUGGUGUGAAACACAAAAGGAAGAUCCAAUGUCGCGUAUGGAACAGAAAUAUUCAUUUGUGCCAUCCGACCUGAAUGGUUCGCAAAUUGUUGGUGAAGUGCUGCACAUCAUGCGACCUUUGGUUCAUCUCUUCGCCAUAAGGUCGUUUGGAUUGAAGUCUUGGGCCCCUUGGGCAAUUGCUCUAAGUAUGGACGUCAGCAGCAUACAGCUACUGCGUGCACCUAACCUUCAACACCUCGAACAACUGGAGAUGUCUCGUCGCACAAUGAUACCGCUUUAUGGGAAACGAGACUGCCAAGACAGGACGUGACUGACUUUCAAGGAAAACAAUUGAACCUCAGAUUCAGCUUCAUAUGGAAGAAAGAACGAGGGAGGGACAGAGAUGCAUUGUUGCCUUAAUCGACUCUUGAAGAUACAUAUUUCCGAUGUUAGAGAAUAAGGCUACCUUGAGAACGACGAUAUCUAGCUUAAUUUGUAAAGACUAACACAGAUUGUCCUGUCUUGUGAAGUCUUGUGGCUGAAGUAUUAGUAAGACUUUUCAUCGAACGCCUACUGCGUACGCCGUC